UACCCGGAGCGCUAGUUGUUUUGUUUUGAUAAAAUAUUUACGUGUUCAUUCAUAUGCUCAGAAAUUAUUAAAGUUUUUUCUAAUAAUGGCUGGAGAUAAAUAUUCAAUUCUCCUGCCCACGUACAAUGAGAAAGACAAUCUGCCCAUAAUCAUUUGGCUCAUUGUGAAACACAUGAGUUUAAGUGGUUUUGACUACGAGAUAAUUGUAAUUGAUGACGGAAGUCCUGACGGAACUCUUGAAAUUGCCAAGGAUCUGCAAAAGGUCUACGGGGACAAGAAAAUAGUGCUGCGUCCACGAGAGAAAAAGCUGGGCUUGGGAACUGCAUAUAUUCAUGGGAUUAAACACGCAACUGGAAAUUUUGUAUUGAUCCUUGAUGCUGAUUUAAGUCAUCAUCCCAAGUACAUUCCCCAAUUCAUUGAGCUACAAAAACGUGAGAAUCUGGAUAUUGUGUCCGGGACGAGAUAUCGAGGAGACGGAGGUGUCUAUGGAUGGGAUUUCAAGAGGAAGUUGAUUUCUCGAGGAGCAAACUAUCUCUCGCAGAUUCUUCUGCGUCCCGGAGCCUCUGAUCUUACAGGUUCCUUCCGACUCUACCGAAAGGAUGUGCUGGCAAAGUUAAUCUCACAAUGUGUCUCCAAAGGCUACGUCUUCCAGAUGGAGAUGCUCGUCCGGGCACGUCAGAACAACUACACAAUUGGAGAAGUGCCCAUCACGUUCGUGGAUCGAGUAUACGGACAAUCUAAACUAGGUGGAACGGAGAUCUUUCAGUUUGCCAAGAAUCUCCUCUAUCUCUUUGCCACAACGUAAAAAUGUAGCUUAUUUGAGAACAAUAAAAGGCAUUGGAACUUCCUUCUAA
Molecule: messenger RNA, 854 nt
Organism: Phlebotomus papatasi
Lineage: Eukaryota; Metazoa; Arthropoda; Insecta; Diptera; Psychodidae
Gene: Dpm1
Product: dolichol-phosphate mannosyltransferase subunit 1
Exons: 2
Coding region: 86-805 (239 amino acids)
Biological process (GO): GPI anchor biosynthetic process; protein O-linked glycosylation via mannose
Cellular component (GO): endoplasmic reticulum membrane
Molecular function (GO): dolichyl-phosphate beta-D-mannosyltransferase activity
Source: RefSeq, a predicted model, not a curated record